Messenger RNA from Striga hermonthica, 4803 nucleotides. The record is from the annotation of a GenBank genome assembly. Lineage: Eukaryota; Viridiplantae; Streptophyta; Magnoliopsida; Lamiales; Orobanchaceae.
AUGGGGCCCAAGAAGCGGAACAUCGCUCCUCGCUCCAAGCCGUCGCAUCCGCCAACCGCUGCGGCGGCGGUGUCGGAGGAUGCGGCCACCGCCGCGGACGCUGGCGCUUCAAACCCUGACCAAGCCCCAAACCCUUCCUCCACCAGAAAACCCACAAAAUCGGAUGCAGGAGAUUCGGAGGGCUACAUCUACAGCAACGGAAGCUCUUCCUCUGCAUAUACUGUGGUGAAGGCUGAAUGCGAGCGUGCGCUGAAUGCUAUGCGAAAGGGGAACCACACAAAAGCCCUGAGACUGAUGAAGGAUUUGUGCUCGAAGCAUGAUAGUUCGCCUCACCUGGCUUUGAUUCACCGUGUCCAGGGCACCGUGUGCGUGAAGAUGGCCUCCAUAAUCGACGACCCCAAUGCGAAACAGCGACAUUUGCGGAAUGCUGUGGAGAGUGCCCGGAAGGCUGUCAGCCUGUCCCCAAAUUCCAUCGAGUUUGCGCACUUUUAUGCCAAUCUCUUGUAUGAAGCUGCCAACGAGGGGAAGGAGUAUGAGGAGGUGGUGCAGGAGUGUGAGAGGGCUUUGACGAUCCAGAACCCCGUGGACCCUGCCAAGGAGAGUUUGCAGGAGGAGAAUCAGCAGAAGAUCUCAACAGCCGAAGCUCGAGUGGCCCACGUUCAGAGUGAGCUCAGGUCGUUGAUUCAGAAGUCGAAUAUCGCCUCCCUCUCGAAUUGGAUGAAGAAUCUGGGCAAUGGUGACGAGAAGUUCCGGUUGAUUCCCAUCAGGAGAGUCCCUGAGGACCCGAUGGAGUUGAGGUUAGUUCAGACGAGGAGGCCGAACGAGAUUAAGAAAGUGUCCAAGACGCCGGAGGAGCGGAGGAAGGAAAUUGAGGUUAGGGUGGCUGCUGCUCGUCUUCUACAGCAGAAAUCGGAGUCCCCCCAUUUGGCAAAUGAUGAGGAUAGUGCUAAUAAUAAUACCAAAGGGCCAGAAUCUGGCACGGGGUCGGGCCAGAGAUCUGGAGAAAGAAGGAAGUAUGGGAAUGCAAGGAAAAACGCAUCAUCGGAUGAGAGAAAGGAUUGGGUCCGGUCGUAUUGGAACUCUGUAGGUGCAGACGCGAAGAAAGAUUUGCUCAGAAUUAGUAUAUCGGAUCUGAAAAGUCAUUUUAAUUCAUUGAAGGAUGGAUUGUCUAUGAGUGGGGUUCUUUGCGAGGCUUUAUCUUUUGGGGAGACGCACAAAGUGUGGAAGUUUUGGUUGUGCUGUCGUUGCAAUGAGAAAUUUGCUGAUGCUACUUCAUUCAUGCAUCAUGUUGUGCAGGAACAUAUGGGCAGCUUGCUGCCCAAAAUGCAGUCCAUUCUGCCCCAAAGUGUGGAGAGUGAAUGGGCUGAGAUGCUUCUAAACUGUUCUUGGAGACCUCUAGACCUGAAUGAAGCAAUUAAGUUGGUUGGGAGACAGCAGAAAUCAUUUGAAUCUGAUUUCCUUGAGGAAUCCAGAAACGGCAUGGACGAUUCAAAAGAUUGCUUUCUUGACUCUUAUUGCAAUGAAUAUGAAUGGGAAUUAUCACCUACGAAGAAACAACAGGUUGAUAAUUUCGGUAGUAGUGCCCAGAACAGCAGGGAGUUUGAAGGGGCCGAGUGGAUGGACUGUGAUAGAGACCUCAGCAGUAAAGAAAGUUUACUAAAUGAAAAUUGGCCUUUAUCUGAUGACCCUGAGCGUGCUAAGCUUCUAGAAAGAAUCCAUGACGUUUUCCAGACACUUAUUAAAAACAAAUAUUUGGCGGCAAGUCACCUUAGCAAGGUUAUACAUUUUGCAGUGGAGGAGCUGCAGAGUCUGGCAUGUGGUUCACAACUGCUCAACUCCAAGCUGGAAGAAUCACCUACCUGCAUCUGUUUCUUGGGUGCCCCAGAGCUUAAGAAAAUCCUGAACUUUUUACAGGAAAUAUAUCAUGCUUGUGGAUUAAGUAGAUAUCAUGACAAAAGUAAUUCUGGAGCUGAUUCAAAUACCAGGGCACAAGGUAUUGACUUCUUGGAGAAGAUAGUUUUUAGUCAAGACGAUUCAUGUUUGGUCCUCGAUGAGCAUUUUCUCCCCUGCAAGGCCCCUUUAUCUUUUGACGACACCAUUACUUCGUACAGUGCGGCAACUUCAUCUGAUUUGCUCUAUGAGAAUGGUGUUAUACUUGAUUCGGAUGCAUUAUUGUCUUGGAUAUUUAAGGGCCUCUCGAGUGGUGAGCAAUUAACAUCCUGGAUGAGGAAGAAAGAGGAGAAAGCUCAGCAGGGCUUAGAGAUUCUCCAGUUACUUGAGAAGGAGUCUUACCAUCUGCAGGGCUUAUGUGAGAGAAAAUGUGAGCACAUGAGUUAUGAGGAGGCAUUGCAGGCUGUGGAGGAUCUCUGUCUGGAAGAGGGAAAGAGACGAGAACUUGCAACAAUUUUGGUCCGUCGCAGUUAUGAUUCUGUUCUCAAGAAAAGACGCGAAGAGCUCAUCGAAAAUGACAAUGAGAUUACCAUUAUCAGCAAUAGAUUUGAGUUGGAUGCCAUUACAAAUGUUUUGAAGGAUGCAGAAUCGCUAAAUGCUAAUCAAUUUGGCUUUGAGGAAACAUACAAUGGUGUUACCUCUCAUCUUUGUGACCUUGAAUCUGGUGAGGAUGAUGAUUGGAGAGUGAAAGACCAUAUGCAUCAGGUGGACUCUUGCAUAGAAGUUGCAAUACAGAGGCAGAAAGAGCAAGUUUCUAGUGAGAUAAGCAAAAUGGAUGCAAGAAUCAUGCGAAUACUUGGGGCUAUGAAGCAGUUAGAAGCGGAUCUUGAGCCUGCAUCUUCCCUUGAUUUUAGAACCAUCCUAAUCCCUCUUGUGAAAUCAUUUUUGCGGGCACGCGUGGAAGAUCUAGCAGAGAAAGAUGCCAGAGAAAAAUCUGAUGCUGCCAGGGAGGCAUUUUUGGCAGAGCUUGCUCGGGAUUCCAAGAAAGGCAUCAGUACCGGAGUUGAUAAUUCAAAACAUUCUCACGAGAAGACAAAGGAUAAGAAGAAAAACAGGGAGAGCCGGAAAAACAAGGACGCAAAGGCUACUCAGUCUGAGGAGCCACCCAAUCAAACUUCUGAAGAGAUAUUGUUUCCUAGUGGUUAUGAUGAGGAGGAUUUGGUUCCAGAAUUUGCUCAUCAUGGGCUUGAUGAUGCUGUACGGCUACAGGAAGAGGAGUACAAGCGUAAAAUUGAACUUGAAGCUGAGGAAAGGAAGCUUGAAGAAACUUUGGAAUAUCAAAGACGAAUAGAAAAUGAGGCAAAACAGAAGCAUCUUGCUGAACAACAUAAGAAAAGUUCAAGAGCUGCUGAAGUAAAUACAGAACCGAUUGUGGUGUCUGAUAAACAUUUGCAGCCAUACACUGAUGACAAGUAUGUGAAUGACCAAUCAGCAAACCCGAAGGAAUCUUUGGUCCAGAAGGACGUGUUUAUUGAUGUUUCAGAAGGUCCACUGGAUAGAUCUGCAAAUGGGGCUAUGACGCGAAGUGGCUUACCAAAUGGAGGUAUUCCACAAGAAGGGGCUGUAUUUUCGGAUCGGCGCAUGGGAAGGAGGGGUAGACGGCAUAAGGGUCUAACAAGCAAAUUAAAUGAUGGGAAAGUUCCUACUGCGACAUCUGAAAAGGAAGAUAGCGAUGCUGGUCAGUUGAGGUCUGGGCAAAUUUCGCAUGAUGGUGUUGAUAAUGGAGGAAAAACAUUUAGACAACUCCAGGCUGAGGAGGACGAUGAAGAAAGGUUUCAAGCUGAUCUACAAAAAGCUGUACUGCAAAGUCUUGGUGUGCCAGAUAAUGGUAUUGAUGAUUACGGAGCAGGGCUAAAAAAUGAAGUUGGUGAAUAUAAUUGCUUUCUUAAUGUCAUAAUACAGUCCUUGUGGCACCUAAGACGGUUCCGAGAUGAAUUUUUGCAAAGGUCAUCGUCGGAACAUGUUCAUGUUGGCGAUCCUUGUGUUAUUUGUGCUUUGUAUGACAUCUUCAUCGCUCUGGGUAUGAUAUCAAAAGAUAAUAGAAGAGAACCUGUUGCCCCAACCUCUCUUAGAGUUGCUUUAAGCAAUUUGUACCCUGAUAGUAAUUUCUUCCAGGAGGGUCAGAUGAAUGAUGCUUCUGAAGUGCUGGGAGUAAUAUUCAGUUGUCUUCAUCGAUCAUUUACCCCUGCAUCUGUAGUGACUGAUACAAGAUCAGUAGAUAGUAGCUGCACUGGAUCCUGGGACUGCAGAAAUGCUUCUUGCAUUGCACACUCAAUUUUUGGAAUGGAUAUAUUUGAGAGAAUGAACUGUUACAACUGUGGCUUGGAGUCCAGAUACCUGAAAUACACAUCUUUCUUUCAUAAUAUUAACGCCAGCGCUGUCAGAACAAUGAAGGUUAUGUGCCCAGAAAGCUCCUUUGACGAGAUUUUGAAUCUGGUUGAGAUGAAUCAUCAAUUAGCUUGUGAUCCUGAGGUUGGCGGUUGUGGGAAGCUCAACUACAUCCACCAUAUUCUCUCCUCGCCACCACAUGUUUUCACAACAGUCCUGGGUUGGCAAAAUACUUGCGAGAAUGUUGAUGAUAUAAUGGCAACAUUGGCAGCUUUGUCCACUGAGAUUGAUAUCAGUGUCCUUUAUCGUGGUCUUGAUCCACAGAACAGGCAUCGACUGGUUUCAGUGGUUUGCUAUUAUGGGCAACACUAUCACUGUUUCGCCUACAGUUGCGAUCAUGAACAGUGGAUCAUGUAUGAUGACAAAACUGUGAAGGUAGUAAUUGGUGGCUGGAACGAGGUUCUUACGAUGUGUGAAAGAGGACAUUUGCAACCCCAGGUCCUCUUAUUUGAAGCUGUAAAUUAG